Drepanopeziza brunnea f. sp. 'multigermtubi' MB_m1 is the source of this 2274-nucleotide messenger RNA. RefSeq lists its product as uncharacterized. The record is from RefSeq and is a predicted model, not a curated record. NCBI's taxonomy places the organism in Eukaryota, Fungi, Ascomycota, Leotiomycetes, Helotiales, Drepanopezizaceae.
AUGCCUCCCCACACUCCAACCAAGGAUGGUCUUCCGUCUGACAAUACCAUCUCGCGUCCAUGUGCGCCGAGCUUGGCGCCCCCUGAUUAUACUUCGAUGACCACACCCAAGAAGGGCAAUGCAAAGGUCUCGCCAGAUAAGGUUACGAAAUCUGCCAGUAAGAACACCACUUUCAGAUUUCCAUGGAUGAAAAAGAAGAACUCGAAAGGCCUUCCGUUCGAUGGCGUCGCUACAAAACACGAGGGUGCGGACCUGGCUGACUCGUCCCAAGUUAAGCGCGUCAGGGCCAAGAAGGGACCUCCACACUCCAAGUCCUCUCCGGUCGGUUUGAAGACGAGUGGCUAUGGCGAAGCUGGUAACGGAGACCCUUUCACUGAACAAUAUACCAUGGCCCCGAUAACCCCUGUCCAAGCAACAGAGCACAGCGACUCCGAGGGAGAGGAGAUGGGCACUGAGCCAGGCCAACCUCCGGUUUGGAUGGAUCAAAACGGCCUGAUUAGUGAUUGGGAGGUUCCUCGGGCCCAGAACACCGUGGAGAAGACUAGGAAGAAGCAGAAGGCAGUCCCCGGCGUAAAGGAUCCAAAUGGUCGUGUGGUUGGUCGCGGCUUGGUUUUGUGGCACCGCCCGAGAAUGAUGGAAAAGCUGAUGCUCUGCGUCCAGUAUGAAUGCCACAAGGCUGGUAUUCGGAUCCCAUGGGAUGAGGCCGUGCAUAGAUUGAACCCGGGCUCAAGCGGCCCCAGCGCCGUGCAGCAUUUGAACAAGCUGCGAGACACGUUGGUGGCCGAGGGUCACCUCAUCCCACCUGCUUUGGGAAAGGUGACCGAAGCCGAUCCGGCCUGGCUUCGCGGAUACGCCAGAGAUCAUACAAAGCAGACUCCCACGGCCACUCGCUCAGUGCCUUGGAACGAAGCCUUGGAGCACCCGAAGGUGAACCUGGUUAUCCCAGGUAUCAUCAAGGGCUCAGGUAACUACCGUGCCGUCCCAAAGGAGCAGAGAGUUCAACUUCCACCAAAGGAGGAGAUUGACCCAGCCAUCGGCCAUAGAGUAAGAAUACCAGCUGAUCUGGUAGAGGAGGCCAAGGCCGCGCGGGUUGCGAGAGGUUCACGUAGAAAGCGUGGAACUCGGGCUCCUCGCCCCAAACAAGAUGAUGUGUUGGAUGGUGAGGCAGAACCAGCUGAGCUCGGUCCUGAUGAUGAGUAUAAACCAAACAAGAAGAAGGGUGGCCGCGGAAAAGCUCGGCAAACAUCUCGCGGCAAAGCCGGUCCCCCUCCUCCCAUCCUCAAGAUCCCUGUGCCACCAGAGUAUACGGAGAGAGUCGCUGCAGAUGGUUCUGGAAACGAGGGCAGUCACGGUCUGGCGGAUCUCGGAGGUGCUCAUCCCGACCAAUACCUGGUGCGGAAUGGCACCCAGUAUCUUAAAGACUUGAUGGAGGAGAUAUCUGCCGAUGUCAACAUCGUCACAACGCUGAGUGAGAAAGACUUUAGGGCUGUGCUCAUAUAUGGCGCCACCAUGGGCUACGGAGAUGAUACUCUCCAGGAGUUCAUUGAUCGUCGCCUCCAGGGCGUUCAAGAGGAUGUCAUGAGUAGUGACGAAGGUUCCUUCUUGACCGCUGGUGGCAUGAACGUUGGUCAAGAAGAGCAGAUGUCGGGCACCGGAUAUGGCGAGGAGCAGAUUUCGAGCACCGGAUAUGGCGAGGAGCAGAUGUCGAGCACUGGAUAUGGCGAGGAGCAGAUGUCGGGCACUGGAUAUGGCGAGGAGCAGAUGUCGGGCACUGGAUAUGGCGAGGAGCAGAUGUCGAGCACUGGAUAUGGCGAGCAGCAGAUUUCGGGCACAGGAUAUGGCGAGGAGCAGCAGCAAGAUAGAAAUCCCCUGCUCACAUUCGGACUUUUUGCCAAUCAUGGUAGCCAUUCAGACGGCCCACUGCCCCCCAUCAGCAGCUUUGCACAUACGUACAACCCGAGCCAGGACUUCACUUCCGGAGUGGUUCAUGAUUACUCGAUGUUCAAUGGCGGUCCUUCGGCGCAGGAUUACCAUAAUCAAGAACCACAAGUGCCCGAGCCCCGCCACCAAUUCUUGAAUGGAGGCUCCAUCUUCGAGGACCCGCCGGUCGACCAACAGCAUGCCGCUGGAUGGGCCCCAGAGUUUGACCAGUACGGCGACCACAUGUUCUCUUUGGAUCCCAACGAGGACGAGAAUCUGCGACCUGAGUUUGAGCCAUAUGAAGAGCCAGCCUCCGUGUCGCCGGUAGACAACUCUUACCGCCACCAAUUCUGA